GGUAUGUUUGCAGCGCCCAAAAAUUAUUUAUUUAUUUUUUUUAAAGGAAAGAGAACAAAAACCUAUUCCCGAUUGCUCCAUUUUUGAUGAAGGGAGAGUAGAGGUCUUAGGAGGAAGAGACAAAAGGAGGCUUUGGCGUGGGUACUUAAUCUCCUUCUCCACCUAUUCUCUCCAUCGCAAUUCUUAUUCCCCUACUUUUCUACCCGCUUCGCCACGCUUGCAACGCCUCCGGCGUAGGAGAUAGAGAGGUAUAAUAUAAAUUAUAGAUAGAGAGCGAGAGAGUUUCGCCGCCUCCACCGCUCAUACAUCUCUUGUGCUGUGUUCUCACUGAGCUCUCGGCUUCUCUUGCCGCCAAGAUUCUUAAACUCUUUCUUCUUUUCUUCGCUUGAUUCCAAUAAUCUUCUCCUUGUUCGUGGCUUUGCCGUAGAGAGAAAGUGUGUGAGAGAGAGGGGGCAAGAAGGGAGACAAGAUGAAGUACGUGUUGGUGACUGGGGGAGUGGUGAGCGGGCUGGGAAAAGGGGUGACGGCUAGCAGCAUUGGAGUCGUCCUCAAGGCGUGCGGCCUCCGUGUUACGUCCAUCAAGAUCGAUCCAUAUCUGAACACUGAUGCUGGAACGAUGUCCCCAUUUGAGCAUGGGGAAGUGUUUGUUUUAGAUGAUGGCGGUGAGGUGGACCUGGAUCUUGGAAACUAUGAAAGGUUUCUAGAUAUCAAAUUGACUCGUGAUAACAAUAUCACCACUGGCAAGAUCUACCAGUAUGUCCUUGACAAGGAGCGGAGGGGAGACUAUCUUGGGAAAACAGUGCAGGUUGUGCCACACAUCACAGAUGCCAUACAAGAGUGGAUAGAACGCGUGGCAGUGAUACCUGUGGAUGGCAAAGAAGGACCUGCUGAUGUUUGUGUCAUAGAAUUGGGUGGAACUAUAGGAGCCACAAUCUAUUCAAGGAAUAAUGACAAUGGAAUUCUGGAUGCAGGGGAUAUCGAAUCGAUGCCAUUUAUCGAAGCAUUGGGUCAAUUUUCUUAUCAUGUAGGUCCUGGUAAUUUCUGUCUGGUUCAUGUCAGUCUUGUGCCAGUUUUGAAUGUAGUUGGUGAACAGAAAACAAAGCCAACCCAGCAUAGUGUUCGUGGCCUAAGAGGACUUGGGUUGACACCAAAUAUUCUGGUUUGUCGCAGUGCUAAGGUGCUGGAUGAAAAUGUAAAAGAAAAACUCUUACAAUUUUGCCAUGUCCCGGCAGCAAAUAUCAUUACUCUUAAUGAUGUUACAAAUAUAUGGCACAUUCCUUUACUAUUAAGGAAGGCGCAUGAAGCUAUUUUAAAAAUACUGAACCUUCAAGGAGUUGCUCGACAGCCAAAAUUGGAGGAAUGGACGGAUAGAGCUAAACUCUGUGAUGCAUUGCAUGAUCCUGUUAGGAUUGCCAUGGUUGGAAAGUACACUGGUCUUUCUGAUUCUUAUCUCUCUGUAUGGAAGGCUCUUUUGCAUGCUACAGUUGCUUGCCAUAAGAAACUUGUGGUGGACUGGGUUCCAUCCACCGAUCUCGAAGACGAUACUGCAAAAGAGGCACCUGAUGCUUAUAAAGCUGCUUGGAAUCUAUUGAAGGGUGCAGAUGGCAUACUAGUUCCAGGAGGUUUUGGAGACAGAGGAGUGCAAGGGAAAAUUCUUGCUGCGAAAUAUGCCCGUGAGAAUAAUGUUCCAUACCUUGGCAUUUGUCUGGGCAUGCAAAUUGCUGUGAUUGAGUUUGCUCGUUCUGUUAUGAACUUGCGGGAUGCAAACAGCGCAGAGUUUGACCCUGAUACAAGAACUCCAUGUGUUGUUUUUAUGCCGGAGGGCUCCAAAACUCACAUGGGUGGGACGAUGCGUCUUGGAUCAAGGAGGACAUAUUUCCAGGUUACUGACUGCAAAGCUGCAAAGUUGUAUGGCAAUGUUAGCUACGUAGAUGAACGACAUCGACACAGAUAUGAGGUCAAUCCUGAUAUGGUUCCAGAAUUUGAAAGUGCUGGCCUUGCAUUUGUUGGUAAGGACGAAACUGGAAAACGUAUGGAGAUUAUUGAGCUGCCUGCCCAUCCAUACUUUGUAGGUGUCCAAUUUCAUCCAGAGUUCAAGUCCAGACCUGGACAACCCUCAGCACUUUUCUUAGGACUAAUAGCAGCCUCAUGUGGGCAAUUGGAUGCUUUGCUGCAAAAUCCCAGCCACCUUAGCAAGCCCAUCCCAGGAAGAAUUUCAAGCAAUGGUGUUUUCUUACCGAAGGUCUAUCAAAAUGGACAUCAAAAAGGACAUACACACAUGCCUGCCAAGAGCCUGGUGAAUGGAAACUACUAUUCAAACGCUAAUGGUGUGCAUGUCUAAUGCCGGCCAGUUGACAUGGGUUUUGUGUUUUUUGCUCUCGUGGUUUUCUUGUCAAAUUUGCUUCUUCUGGAUUGGAUUUGCCUGCAGUCAAUCGAGAAGAGAAAGAUUUAAACUCGAGAGACUGCUGCAAGAAUUAAGCCUGUUCCAGGGUUUUAACAAGGAACAGUCUUGUAUUUUCUUGCAAACAACUGGGUUUGAGGGUGUUUUUUUUUUUGUUUCAUCUCUUGAUAGGUUGAGAAAUGCUGGAUCUUGUUGGUCGGGACUUUGCUACCUUAACAUGUACAUUGAGAAAUACUUUAUGCAUUGUCUGCUUAUAUUUCCUGCUACAGACUUCUCUGA
This is a messenger RNA of Elaeis guineensis (African oil palm), 2680 nucleotides long. Lineage: Eukaryota; Viridiplantae; Streptophyta; Magnoliopsida; Arecales; Arecaceae. The record is from RefSeq and is a predicted model, not a curated record.